CUGGUAAUUAAAUUUAGGGAAAGUGAUAUGAUGCCAUGUUUAUGUUGUUUAUGUUUAGGAAAUUCAACUACAAAAAUAUCCUGUCACAAAGUUUUACCACAAACCACCUGGGCCCAAGACAUCACAACUGGACACAUGUCGGGAAAUAAGUGGUAUCCUCGCGUGUGCACGGUAACUCAACCAGAUUACGCAAGUUGCUUUAAGAAUAAACAGAUAAUGAUUUUCGGCGAUUCCAACGGGGGACAACAUUAUUAUAGAAUCCUGGAAAGCGUCACAUGUAAGGAGAUCCUGAAAGCUCAAGCAAAACACUGGCACAAACCUCUGUUGUGUGUUGAUGAAGAGAACAACUUCACGUUAAGCUGGAACCCCCAUACCAACCCUUUCAUCAGUGGGCGUCUCCUGGCAUCCUUGGACAGCCUAAUUCCGACGUCUAAGGCUCUGGACAAAAUCCCUUCGCAUGGACAGUAUCUCAUUAUUCUUACGCAUUAUUACCAUCUAACUACUACACACAUCAGCGCUUUUGAUUUUAUGCUUCGUAACAUCAAAGAUGCAUUAGUUCGUCUAUUCCAACGCAACCCAAAUGUACAAGUCGUUUUACAGGGUCCACAUAUAGCCUGGUACGGCUGGCUUGAACAUUACGCGGCUGGAGAUAUGUUGGGAACACAAUUCAUGGACUUGCAACAAGAAAUAUUUCAAGACAUUAAAGAUAAAGUGGUGUUUGUCUCCCCUUGGGAUAUGACUAUAGCUACGGAAAACUAUGAUUACCACCCUACUGUCAACAAGCAAAUCUUUGAAACUAUUGUGGGAUUCAUGUGUGGAAGAUAA
Messenger RNA from Candidula unifasciata, 825 nucleotides. Lineage: Eukaryota; Metazoa; Mollusca; Gastropoda; Stylommatophora; Geomitridae. The record is from the annotation of a GenBank genome assembly.